Messenger RNA from Anopheles moucheti, 1347 nucleotides. RefSeq names its product high mobility group protein 20A (gene Hmg-2). Gene Ontology annotation, cellular component: nucleus. Lineage: Eukaryota; Metazoa; Arthropoda; Insecta; Diptera; Culicidae. The coding region runs from base 149 to 1141 and encodes 330 amino acids. The transcript has 3 exons. Gene Ontology annotation, biological process: regulation of gene expression. The record is from RefSeq and is a predicted model, not a curated record.
GUGUUAAGGAUGCUUUCUAAGCGCGCGAUGUGCUUUUGAUGUGCUGCGUCUAUAAAACGCUUUUUAUUGUGCAGCGAUUGACCGGAACGAAAGGCACACAGAAACCGGUUCCUCUGAACGGUUCCUUUCGGGAAGGGUAUCGCUUUCGAUGGAAAAAGAAAAACCUGAAGAAUCGACAUUGAGCAUUAAACCAGAAGCAGCUGAUGUGAGCGAUACGGUGAAGGAACCACCAGCAGCGGAACCAGUUAAAAAUGAGGAAAAAGUUCCCGAUCCGAUUCCGAAUGCGGUCCCUUCCGGUAGUGGAACCAAGGCACCGACAGCGAAACAGUCGACACCGAAAACCACAAAAAAAAAACGGCAAAAACCACCGAAGGACGCAAACGCUCCGAAACAUCCGCUUACUGGCUAUGUUCGUUACAUGAACGAGAAUCGGGAAAGUGUGCGGCAAAAAAAUCCAACUCUAACGCCCAUUGAGAUUACGAAAAUUAUGGCAGAAGAAUGGUCCAAGUUGCCGGAAGAUCGAAAGAAACCAUACCUAGAAGCGGCCGAAGUGGACAAGGAACGGUACAACAAGGAGAUAUCGGAAUACAAACUGAACAAUGAGGCGAAAGCUAAAGCAUUGCAGAACGAGGCACAAGUAGCGAAGAAGGAAGUAGCGGAACCCAAAGUAACCAUACCGGCCAUUCCGUAUGUUAAUGGGAAAGUGGAGCCGAAAGUGUCACGCCAAGGGGAUUAUGAUAUACCCAUUUUUACUGAAGAUUUUCUUGACCAUAACAAAGUCGUCGAUUCGGAGUUGCGUACGUUACGCAAAUCGAACAUAGAUUAUGAGCAACAGAACUCCGUGCUGGAGAAGCACGUUGAAAACAUGGAAAAUGGUAUUCUAAAGCUGGACAGUGAAACGAGCAGUCUAGAUGCGCGGAAUGUCGUGCUGGAGAGCUAUCUACUAAAGUUGCGCACCACACUGGCUAGUGCUCUGCAGGGAUUGCCCAUCUCCAGCGAUUGUCCCGGUGCUACAGUAGACAAUAUUGAUCAGUAUUUGGAGAAUUUGCAUCAGAUGGCAGACUCUAGCACGCAAGGUCACACAUUGAACAAAGCGAAAGACAUUAUUCGUAAGUUAGAUCUACAGAACCUCACGCUUUAAGGAGCAAUAAUGCAGAAGGAUGUGGUGGAUGCCAAGAGCUGACAAUCCGGUCUCAUUUCUCUCUAGUCCAGUUAGCAUCCGAAAGUAUCCGGCCCAAGUCCGUUUACAUGUAAAUUAAGCACCGGAACACGAAUUUCUAGGUUUUACUUGACUGUUGCAUAAUGUAUUUCACCAUCGGGUGCACUUCACGAAGUAAUCCUAUAACC